UGAGUCUUCGAGGGCUGGCUCCCCGGUUGAAGGGUUGGUUUUGGCGAACACUUGCACCAUGGCGUGGCGGACAGUGCAGCGGAGUAAGACCUUGCUGGGCCCGCUGCUGCUUGCGUGUGCCUGUUGGGGGUCACUGACAGCAUUUGCAGGCUCUUCACUCUGCAGAUCUUUGAGGCCAAGUGCCAGCCUGGCAGCUGUGACCGAGGCAAAGGUGGACUCCAAGGCCGCGACUGAGGGAGAUCCUGCCAAGCUUGAGUUCGAAACUUACAAGUUCAACUUGGCGUGGACCAAAAUGAAGCAGGCGGAGGAGGAGAAUUCUCCCGAAUAUCCGAAGCUCAAACAGGAGGUGGAGGACUUAGCCAAGGUGGUCGAGUCCCUGGGCGGCUCCAAACCCGCGGAGAUGAUGACCCUGGAUGAGGCGGAGCGCAAGGUCCGCGAGGUGCGAGAGGAUUUGAGCUUCGAGAAGCUCAUGCAGAUGUCCAAUGAGGAGAGAUGGUUGCUGGCGCAGGGCCUGGGCCCAGCCUUCCCUAUCUCCCUGAUCCUGUCCUACACCCUCUAUUGGACCCUGAACGUCCCUUUCAUCACCUACGCGUACUACACCAGUGUUCUCUCUGGCGCUGCAAGCAUGAGUCUGGUGAUGGCAGGAGCCUAUGCAACAUCUAUCCCCUUCAAACCGCUGAUCUACAUUGGUGCGAUCCUGUUCACGCCGUGGGUGGCAGAUAAUAUCAUGCCGGCGAUCAGCAAGUUCUUCAAGCUCUUCCGACUUCCUGAUGAGCAGGAAUUGAACCAGCUCUGAGCCUUGUGG
Molecule: messenger RNA, 805 nt
Organism: Effrenium voratum
Lineage: Eukaryota; Dinophyceae; Suessiales; Symbiodiniaceae
Source: the annotation of a GenBank genome assembly